This is a messenger RNA of Linum trigynum, 6773 nucleotides long. NCBI's taxonomy places the organism in Eukaryota, Viridiplantae, Streptophyta, Magnoliopsida, Malpighiales, Linaceae. The record is from the annotation of a GenBank genome assembly.
UCCUUGUCAACUAAGCUUCUUCACUCUCCACUCCAUAAUAUCAACUUCAUAUCCACUCCAUAACUUCAUCGUACACAAUUAGAAAGAACAAAUCAGACAUGCCUCCACAAACAUAAAGAAGAUUAGUUGUUUAAUGAAGAUAUAUUGUUUAGAUCUUCAGAUCUGUUCAUUUGAGAUCUUCAGAUGACUGCCUCUGCUUCUUCCUCGUGUCAGAUCUUCAGAUAUGUUCAUUUGAGAUGAUUUUGAUGGUGUUAGAGGAGGUUGAGGUCCCCUUAACCUGCCUUCUCCUUCAUGUUUCUGCUCCUCCUCCUUGCUUCAUCUCUUUGGCAGGUGUUUCGGAGAAGAUCUGAGAAUCCUAUUGCGAUCGUCCCGUGGUUCAGUCUCGUGAAGCUCGAAGGCGAGGAAUACUCUAUUUGGGCUCCCUUUCAGCUUGCUUCCGGAUGCUCGUGUUUUUGCUGUGAAGGUUGUGCCUCUUUCAUCGGGUGGCUUAGGGUUUGAACGGUAGAGACAGCUCUUCGCUGGAUGUCUUGCGCCUCUUCCCGUCGGCGGUGGAAUGGUUCUCUCCUUUUGCGGCGGCUGCUCUUCAUCUGCCGGGGUUGAUUAGGUUUAGGGUUUUUCAUUUUAUGCUCCUGUGUUGGGCCUCGUCUUGCACGGAUUUGUUUUGUUUUGAAGGACCGAGCCCAAAUGUAAUUUUUCCUUCCUUGGGGUCUAGGCCCAAGAUAUGUUCACCUUGGUUGUUUCAUUUAAUGAAAGCCCACAAUUUAAAAAAAAUAAAAGAAAAGAUAAAUUCAGUCAGUCAGAUCAUGCCUCUCCAAUCCAUUACCUAAUUUGGCUAAUUUAACUGAUUGGUUAAAAGUAAAAACUUGAAGAGAGAUGUUUUACUCAAUUGGGUGGGCUUGGCCAACCGUUAUUGAGCAAAACGCACACGUACUGUUACGGCGGCUGUAGGGGUUGGAUCAGCGGUUUACCUAUGAAUACAGUCGAAAGAGAUACUUGUUGAGAGCGUUUCCCUUAUGCUUCUGCCUCCCAGCCUCCCUCGCCUCACGAGUCCCAUCUGAACCAAUCAAUCCUUUGUUCUUUGAAGCCUCCUCAAUGAUGGAUUAAGUUUUGGAUCGGUGCUGGUUCAGUUUCUUCAGCUUCCCUGCAGCAGCCAAUUUGCGUUGGGAAGGAUUGGGAUCCAUCUGAUACGGACGGAAGAAAGGAUUGCGCCGAUCUGGUGGAUAUCUUCUCUAUUGGUUUACAUUCAUCCUAAAGUACCCCCCCCCCCCCCCUUGCUCUUGAGGAUUAUUGAUUCACUCUUGUGUUGAUUAGAUCCAAAGAUGUGAAGAAGGUGAAUUAACUGAAUGAAUCCAAUAUGAUGGAUCUGGUUAUCCUCUUGAGGAUAAAGGUUUGUCCAUUUCUCCUUUUGAAGAGUCUCCCUUCUAUAUUGUUUCUGUCUUUCUGGGGUGAUUAAGGCGUUAUUAAUCAUUCAGUCUUUCUGGGGUGAUUAAGGCGUUGACUUCAUCCAAUCUCUAAUGGGGUUUAUGUUGUUUCUGUCUUUCUGGGGUGAUUAAGGCGUUGAUUUCAUCCAAUCUCCAAAAAGCUGGCUCUUAGGCCUUUUAGUAAUCAUUCAGGUUGGCUCAGAUCUGGGUUUGUUUUGUUUUGACAAUAUAGCCAAAGGCUUCAUUUGACACAUGUUUCUUCUUAUUUAUCAGAAGGGGGGUGGGGGGAUUGAUAUUGGGAUGAUAUGUUAUUUUUGCAGACUCCAGAAAUCAAGAAGACUCUACUGCCAGCGGCAAUCCGGGAGAUGUGCAGCAUUGCAUUUCGAUGAGUGUUGCAGUCUAUGACAGCUUGUAGCAAUCAUGGAUCAAUAGCAUAAGACUGACUGCAGGCUAAAAUCCUCCGAGCAACCGUGGGAGGUGUUAUCGAGAUUCAAAUGGGCUUACAUGGUUUAUGACUGGUUUCUUGCCUUGCAGGCUUGCCAGCAAAUCUAUGGCUGUGUUUUUUGGGAACAGGAAAUAAUGGGCACAAGAGAAUUGUGGUAUGUUUGAUGAAGUCAUAUCAUAGCUACUGAGGGCAGAUAGCUCGCAUCAAGAUUCCAGUGAAGGGUCAAUCAUAGCUUAAAACAAAUAAGGCUUGGCAUUUCAUAACAAACACAAGGCUCAACCUUUAUAACUCCCUUAAAAGAGAAAUGGCAUUCAGAAAGAAAGAGCAUCACCUGAGAAGGAAACUGAGCUUAGUUUCUAAGGACGGACAGCGUUUGCCUUCUCAUCCAUCUCCCGAGAAAGCUGCAAUAUGCCGCCAGUACAUUACUGCAACAUACAUGCAUAAAGUUAAGUGUAAAAUCAGGCUCGGUUUUUCAUACAUCAGCAGAAACAACUGGAGGUUUAGGUCUGAAGCAAAGAAGUCUGGCCUCUCUUGUGGAGUAGCCCGAGCUACAUGUUCAAAGCAACCCUUGGCUCUAUCUCGAUCAUGCUGGAUCUCUCUCACCAGUUUGGCUUGAACUACUACACUGAACUGAUCUUGAUGUGCUGCUUUCAGUGCUGGUGGGUGCCUUAUUGUCCAAUCCAUAGGGAUUUUUCAGCAAACUCAGCUUGGCUGAACGAAGGCAUCAAUGCAUCAAACCGCUUAACAAGGAAUGACGACUCUGGUGAAGGGCUUCUUUGGCAGAGAGAUAGGGUCUCUGCAUGCAUGGCUUAGGCUUGAGAAGAUUGUUCUCCAGUGAGUAUCGCUACAGAGGGCUUGUAAGUAUCUUUUCAUGAAGGCAUAUCAUAUCCUAGUGAAGCAGAUGGGUAAUGUCAUUUUUUCGAUGAACAAGUUCAGACGAGCUCGUUUCCAGUAUGUUUGAAGAGUUCUGUGUUGUGGUUUGUUUUUCAGGAGGGAUGAUAGUUUCUCUCCCGUUCUAGCCUCAAAUGGUCUAAUUCUGAGUUCAUGUUGGGAGAUUCAGUCAAGCUCGGAAGAAUCUCAAAGGCAUUCAGUAGAAAUUGAGGAACAAUUCUUCAGGUAAUAUAUCUUAUUUUAGUGGUCCAAAAUUGAGAUUUUGUGCUUUGAUUGAUGUGCCGAUGAUUAGAAAGGUGAUUAGUUUGCUCUCUUUCUCUUUUAUCUUUCAUUUAAUAAAAAAAACGUUUUCCUCCUUGGGCUCUUUCUCCGAAACCGACCCCAAGUUCCUUGAAGACUAACUCACCCUGUAGUCUUUUUUCUUACGGUAACUCACCCUAUAGUCCUCGACCAAAAGGAAGUUUGGUAAAACGAUUAUUCCUCACCGUGAAACAACAGUAUUUGCUUCAUCGCCCUAAUUUUGUUAAGAUACUAGAUCUUUUUAUUUUAUUUAAGUAAUCACGAUACAAUAAAUGUGUUACUAGAUUACAUGAUUGGUUAUUUGAACUUGUGAGGUUGCGUAAAAUAGUUUUGAUUAGAUGUGAACAAAUGAACUUUUUAUGUGAACUUUUUAUGUGAAGAUAAAUAAAUAUGUGUGGUUAAUUAAUAAAUUAUAUGAAAAUAUUAAUUAGGUGCCUUAGUGGUGGUACAUUUGUUUUUCUCAAAGUCGACCACAUUGAAAAAUCAAAAAUUAAAUUAGAGGGUUGUUUGGUUUUAGUGAUAGUUAAAUUGAUGCAUUGUGAUCAAUUCAUGUGUAAUGUUAUACAUGUAAUUUAGGAAAUUCAUGUAUUGCCGUUUACAUCGUUUGAUUUUGUGAUAGCUAUUGUAGUAUUUAAAUAACUUAGAUUACUUUCCGGUUAAAUUUCAAUUUUACAAUAAAAAACAACAUGUAUAAAAGGUUAGGGAUUUAGUUAGGAAAAAAACCAACAACAUAUAUAUAUAUAAGCAAGUUAAUAACGCAAUAUAAUUUAACAUAUUGUUUAGUAUAAAUGAAUUUCAUAAGUUUUGAGAAUAAAUGAGAUUUUGAGUUAAAUUGGAAGCUCUACCCUACGAAAAGUCAGUUUAUGACCCAUAGUUUUUUGGACUAGCCCAACCAAUGGUCCAUCCCAGAAGAAUGAGCCAUCUCCUCCAUUCCUAUUCCUGUUUAGUAACCCUACAGCUCCUACAGCUCAAAACCUUCCUCCAGCUCCUACAGCUCAAAACCUUCCUCCAGCUCCUACAGCUCAAAACCUUCCUCUGGUCAGUUUCUUGUUCUGGGUAUGAUUUGAAGAGUGGAUCUGGUGAGUUUCUUGUUCUGCGCCCUUAUUCCUUUUCUUCUAAUUCCCUAUUUUGUUGUCCAGAAAUCAAAAAACAGAGAUUCAGUAUCCAGAAUGUCUGGUCAACGAAGUUAUGCGCAUGCAGCAGCCCAAUCUCUCCGUCAGGCACACCCAGGUUUAUCAGUGAGACACAUAACUCAUAGAAGAAAUCCCAGAUCAUUCCCGAAUGGUAUUGAGUGUUACAGAGCCCAUUUUCGAGGUUAUGGGUGGAUCCAAAUACGAAGCGUACCGAAAAUGAACAAUGAACUUGUCAAGUCCGAGGAUCUUAGUCUCCAGAGAUCGAAGCUUUACGAUCGGGCGGUCACCGGUAUAUGUAGGUUUGUCGAGGGUGAAAAAGUGCUUUAUGUUUACCAAGGUUUUGAUUGUGAUUUAGAAGAGUACGUCAAAACAUUGCUAUCGAAUGGACAGUCCUUAGCUAAUGAAGAUUGUCUACGAGUCGUGAGGCACACAUUGAGGGCACUCCAUGAGCUUCAUCAGGAACACGAAGUUUCACACGGCAAUCUGACUUGGAAGAGGGCUGAUCCUAGUGGCCCUCUCAAUGUCGUUGUUGAGAACAUGAACAACCCUGAGGAGAUCAUUGUUAAACUAAUUGGAUUGGGAAACUCUACCAGGGAGAAACAGAAUGAUUGUGUACACUUAGCAACCAUCAUAGAGAGUUUGGUUGCGGAGAAUAUAGUUGCCAGUCAUUGGCUCUUCUCCGUGACAGGAUCCCUCCAUAAGCAUGGAGUUCGGAACCUCCACAACUCCAUCCUUUUUUUGAAAGGCCAACAGGGGAUGGCAUAUUUGAGCCAGGCGGGUAGGCAAGUUGCUGACAGGAGGCUUGAUCAGCAUAUUGAUGAUCAAUUGAUGAAUAGGAAUGCGAAUUAUACUAUGGCAAGUGGAUGGAUAGGUCAGGUGCAGGGGAAUGCAUUUUUCAAGCAAGUGCUCAACAAUCAGAAUCCUCGGCAAAGCGGUGCAGGCUUUUUAUGGUUCUGUAGAGGCCUAUCAUCACAUGCUCAAAAACAUAAUCGUAACAAUCGAUAUCCAGUUCAACAGCAGUGGGUUGAUCUAUAUAAUAUGUGGCCUGAGUUUUUUAACAUCUUGCAUGAGAUUUUGGUGAUAGAAGCUGUCUACGCCUAUGAAUCAGAAGUGCCUAGCGACUCUAUUCUUGAAAUCCCUGUCCCUCAUCCUGAUGUGUAGAAGCUGAAGCUGCUGUAACGGAGUGCACUUUUCUUCCAGGGAUAUUCAUGUUUAGGAUUGGACUUUGUUAUUAAACGAAUUGGGGGAAUUAGUGUAAUUGAAUUUGAGAAGUGUGAUCUCUUUUGCUUACAUGUGGCUUGUUCUAUUACAUUCAUGUAGUCAAGAUGUUUUGUUCCGUGUGGCUGAGGAAUGUAUGCGGAUUGUAGUGAAAUAUCUUGUUUGUGUUUCUGCAAGUGUAUGUGUGUUCGCCAACUUGGGUGGUGGUGCUUCGAGAUCAGACGUGUAUACAUCUCUCAAACAGAGAAUGCCUUCUGUUUUCUUAACUUUUCAGUCUUUAUUUUUAUUUUCUCAUGUUUGAGUCAUUGAAUGAUAGAGCAUGAAGAUAAACAGGUACCUCAAGUUCUGACUUGUCCCUAAUGGUAGCAACUUUUGUGUGAUAUAGGGCACCGAGGAUGUUGCUGGCCACUGGUCUCCUGUAAACGAAUGUGUUGUACUAGCCGUUUGAUUUCAUUAUUAUCAGCUAGGUUGGAUGGAUGUUGCUGUUUCAUGAUUUAUCUGCAGGAUGAAUUUGCUCACUGGUUGCCACAAAAGGUUGGUUGGUUUUUAUUCCCUCCAUUUCUUUUGCAAGGAGCUGUUCCUUGUAACAUACAGAAUUUGGGGAGAAUUUGCUGGCCACUAUGUUUGCAGAAACCAACUAACCAAAUACAUAAUUCAUAGUACAACAUGGUAAAACACUUACCAUUGACAAAUCCUUGCAGCAUACAGAUUUCAAUUGUUAGAAUUGGAAUACCAUUGUGAUACUGUAAAACAUACUUCAAGUCUUUGCUUUUCUCCUACAAACAUUGUUGGAGAAAUGGCAUUCAUUCAUUCUAUUCUUCAUCAGAGUCGUGUCUCCUUCUCUUCUUCUUCCUGUCUUUGUCCUUGUCUUCCCUGUGGUGUUUCCUCUUGUCAUCUGAAGAAUCCCGGGUAUGCCUCUUCUCGUGUCUUCUAUGUUUCUCCUCCUCCUUUUCUUGCUUCUUCUCCCCAUGCCUCCUACUCUCUUUCUGUUCGAUUUCAUCCUUUGUUUCGACUUCUUCUGGGACCUCGGGUGAUGGAUUGGGCAUAUCGACCUUUGGGGGCUCGGAUGCAACAUCCGUCCCGAAGGAUGGAAGGGUUGAGGGGUCUUCCCAAGGACGGGGUGCCCUGAAACAUUAAACAUAAAAAUACCAAGUUAACAGACGAGUAGUCUGAUGAAACAUCUUGAUCAGUAAAAUAGAAGAACUCGUCAUCAAUCCGUACCAACGAAACUGAAUUAAUCUUUAAAAUAUGUGGGAGAAAGUCACUAAAGUACUCCUAUACCUAAAAAAAUGCUACUUACAACAGUGAACAAAUUAAAGGUGCACUCCCAAGCUGUCACCAUAGUAUUAAAAGAAUGUUUAAUCA